AUGCCACUGUUUGAUCUUCUCCUUUCGCACGGAGCCGAUAGGAGCCUCUACGAUAACAAAAAUCAGACUGUGUUACACAAGUUGGCGUCUAGUGCAACAUACAACGGAGAUAUACCCUCGCUUCUGCUCGAACUUCUCAUUCCAUUCGUCGAUAUCAACCAGGCCGACGUGAACGGUUGGACACCGUUACACUACAUGGCUAGAAACUUGCGGCAAGUCAAUGCGUCUCGUUUGCUGGUCAGUCGAGGCGCCGAUGUCAGUGCAGUCAACAACAAGGGAAACACGCCUCUUCACGAAGCAAUGACUGGAAGGCUUAAUAGGAAGGAAAAGGAAGAUGGGUCACUUGAAUGGCCGACUCUUUCGGAGAAGAUUCAGGCGCAUGACAAGAUCAUUUCGAUAUUGCAAGAUGCCGGCGCCUCGAUAGACCUGCCAAAUAUGGCGGGCAAGACGCCGGCACAACUACUAGUGGAAAAACGUGCCAAGUGGGACAAUGGCGGUGAAUAG
Molecule: messenger RNA, 504 nt
Organism: Penicillium brasilianum
Lineage: Eukaryota; Fungi; Ascomycota; Eurotiomycetes; Eurotiales; Aspergillaceae
Source: the annotation of a GenBank genome assembly